Xylaria bambusicola is the source of this 2105-nucleotide messenger RNA. RefSeq names its product Arylsulphatase. The record is from RefSeq and is a predicted model, not a curated record. The coding region runs from base 221 to 1933 and encodes 570 amino acids. Gene Ontology annotation, molecular function: N-acetylglucosamine-6-sulfatase activity; arylsulfatase activity; glycosaminoglycan binding. Lineage: Eukaryota; Fungi; Ascomycota; Sordariomycetes; Xylariales; Xylariaceae. Gene Ontology annotation, biological process: phenol-containing compound metabolic process. The transcript is spliced from 7 exons.
ACAUCAAGAUCAGGGUAUUACUGUACGAAUUCCUGUGAAGGCAUGAGCGCCAAGCUAUAUUUGGCAGUAGUCCAUCGUUCACCGACCAGGAGCUUUUUUUCUAACUCGCUUAUGAAUUCAACACAUCUUCGGUUCCUCAACAGAAGCCAUAUUUCAGUCUAGCAUAGCUGGAGAUAACAUCGCGGCUCAGAUCGGAGGUUUGCGCUCAUACUCCGAUACAAUGCACGCGCUGUUGGCCCUGAUGGCCAUCAGCCUCAUCUUGCCCCCUUCGGCAUUAGCCUCCCAUCACCAGAAGCGCCCGAACAUUGUCUUCAUUCUAUCGGAUGACCAGGACCUCGAGAUGGGCUCCAUCGAUUACAUGCCUCUUCUUGGGAAGCAUCUGAGAGCGAAGGGUACAACCUACGAGAGACACUACUGCACGACUGCGCUCUGCUGUCCAGCACGGGCGAGCAUCUUAACAGGCAAGAUGGCUCACAAUCAUAACGUAACAGACGUUGUUAUGCCUUUCGGUGGCUACACCAAGGUUGUAAAAGAAGGUAUUAAUGAUGACUACCUUCCUCUUUGGCUUCAAGAAGCUGGAUGGGAUACGUACUAUGUUGGAAAGCUAUGGAAUUCUCAUAGCAUCGACAACUACAAUAGCCCCAGAGCCCGUGGUUGGAACGGGAGUGACUUCUUGCUUGACCCGUACAUGUACGAUUACUACAACCUAACUUUCGUACGGAACUAUGACGAACCAAUUCAUCAUGAAAAUGAGUAUUCCACGGACCUUGUGUCUGAAAAAGCUCUUGCCUUCUUAGAUGAUGCCUCAAAGAACGCACGUCCAUUCUUUCUCGGCGUUGCCCCGACUGCACCACACAGUACUACAGAGUACGUAACCGUUAACGGAACGACAAAAACGGUCACAAGCGCGCCAAAGCCAGCUAAACGACACGAGAAUCUGUUUGAAGACGUCGUGGUGCCCAGGACACCACACUUUAAUCCCGAAACACCUUCGGGUGUCUACUGGGUCCGUGACCUGCCCAAGUUGAACCAGACACAUAUCGAUGCAAAUGAUCUCUUUUACCGGCAACGUCUCCGGUCCUUACAGGCCAUUGAUGAGAUGAUAGAGGCCAUCGUGCUAAAAUUGGAAGAGCAUAACAUGCUCGACCACACAUACAUCAUGUUUACAUCAGAUAACGGUUUCCACGUGGGGCAGCACCGCUUAGAGCCUGGGAAGUUUUGCCCCUUUGAAGAAGAUGUUCAUGUUCCGUUGUUCAUACGCGGACCGGGCGUUCCGGAGGGCCAGCAGGCGCCCGUUGUAACGACUCAUACGGACCUGGUGCCUACUUUUCUUUCCAUAGUAGGAGCGCCAAUGCGGGAAGACCUGGACGGAGAGGCGAUUCCCCUUACGAAACAGAGCAUCGAUGCGUCUCUUGGAAACCGAUACGAGCAUGUCCAGGUUGAAUACUGGGGUUAUGCGGUAUCUGAGGGAGAUUACGCUUAUCAAGGAUACUUGAUUCCCAACAAUACGUAUAAAGCUCUUCGCAUCGUGAGUGACGAGUAUAGUUUCUACUACUCCGUCUGGUGCAAUAAUGAGCACGAGUUCUACGACAUGAAGGAUGACCCAUAUCAGUUGAAGAACCUCUAUUCAGCUCAGGCCGUAUUUAGUGAUGAAGGUUUCUUCUUUGGCCGGCCCCUAUCGCAAGUUCUCUCCCGCCUCGAUGCGCUGACACUGGUUCUCAAGACAUGCAAGUCACAGGCCUGCGUGAAGCCGUGGAAAUCGCUCCAUCCAGCAGGAGACGUGGCGAAUCUGAGAGAUGCCGUCGAUCCCAAGUUCGACGGGUUCUACGAGAAUGAUGUGCCAAAGGUGAAGUAUGAUCAUUGUGCGCAAGGUUUCUUUCUGGAAUUAGAGCAGCCGGUAUACGAUCAAUCUAUCGCGUUUCUUUCUGCCUGAUGAGGGACAAGCAUGUUGUAAGGAGAAUCUGUAACAAGACAAUAGAUACUAGACGGCUUAGAGUUACUCGAUGGCUCGGAUGGCCCUCUAGAUGCCCUGGCCCUCCCCCUAGUCCUGCCGGAAGAUCCAUUUGGACUUUCUUCGCUAUGGGGAGCCCUGCAUUGAAGCGUCG